AUGGAAGAGUUUCAGGGCAGGUAUGGAAUGGAGACAGAUUGGGACAAUCCUAAGAAGAGUGUACUUUUCAUGCUGGGGAAGCGGAAGCCGGGUGACAUCAUGCAGCCGGUUUCCAUUCCCCUGCCGACAGGCGUGGUAAAGACCUUACUCCCAGUAGACAGUGGGGAUAUCCUGCAGACCCCGAUCAAUGAUCCGGCUGCACAAGCAAAAGCAGUUCAGAGGAUUGUUGACAACUUUACGUUCCCAAAGCCUGGCAAAGACCUCCCCAUCACCGCGAUCAGGAAGAUUGCGCAUGUGUCACUCGCCGCACGGAUCCGAGCGCGCCUGCAAUACAGCCCGAUCGCACCAAAUGCUGUGAAAGCGAUACACAUCUCCAUCAAGAUACUCAUCUCUGAGUAUUAUAGGAUGUCGUUCAGGUUCAAUCAUAAUGUUCUGUUCGGGAGACUUCAGGACGGCGGCCUAGACUUCCCCAAUGUUGAACGUAUGAAUGCGACUUGGAGUGUGUCGAUGCUCCACCGGGCACUGAACUCCAACAAUGCGACAACGGCGUCAGCAUCCGAGAUCAUUCUCGCAACCCUGCAAUGCAACAAGAAUAAAUCCAGUCGGUGCUUUCCUCCUUUUGGACCACUCCAGACGACGCCUCAAAUGACGCGCACCAACCCGAUUCCCAAAUCUAACUUGCUUACAUGGGAGGUGGCUACCCGUUACAUGCGCGACUUAGAGAUGGAGAUUAUCCCAGCUCGGCACUUGAGCCGUGAAGCCGGACCAAAGGAUAAUCCAUCCAGGAGGGGAGGGCUAGCGUUCCAUAAUGACAGAGCAGACCGAUCUGAGGUCGUCCUUCAGAAAUUUGAACCCAAGGAUCCCCCAGAGCAGGUCAUUGGUCGGAUCGUUAAAAAGGCUCAGAAGGAUUUGGCCAGGAACGGAGCGUUGAUAUACGCUACAGAUGGGUCCAUGGACCCUGCGCCUUUCUUGAACAAACGAAGGACGGCCUUCGCCAUUGUUGGCUCUGCCCUAGUAGGAGACAGGUUCAUGUCAAGAACAGACCUAUCGGCUCGAGGGUCCUACUUGAAUAGUAACUCUCUGAAUAGGGAUGUCAGGCUGGGUAGCUCAUAG
Kockovaella imperatae is the source of this 1113-nucleotide messenger RNA. RefSeq lists its product as hypothetical. Lineage: Eukaryota; Fungi; Basidiomycota; Tremellomycetes; Tremellales; Cuniculitremaceae. The transcript has a single exon. The coding region runs from base 1 to 1113 and encodes 370 amino acids. The record is from RefSeq and is a predicted model, not a curated record.